AUGCAGUGGGAGAGCAAGGAGGAGGAGCACGCGCGUGAGGCGGAGGCGGCGUGGCAGGCGUACCUCCGGCAGCAGCGGUCGCGCCGCGGGUGGGCGCAGUACCUCCGGUGCCGCCCCAUGUCGCAGCUGGGCAAGAGCGACGACGGCAACUGGGUCGUGAUGCCGGCGUCGGCGCUAGACCGGCUCCAAUCGGUGGGGGCGGGCUACCCGAUGCUGUUCCGCGUCCAGAACGCCGCCACCCUCGCGGCCUCCCACUGCGGCGUGCUCGAGUUCGGCUGCGAGGAGGGGUUCGUGCACGUGCCCGCCCACGCCAUGGCGCGGCUCGGGCUGGACGAGGGCGACCUGGUGCUCAUGACCAGCACGUCGCUCCCCAAGGCCACGUCCAUCAAGCUGCGGCCGCACACCACCGACUUCCUGGGCGCCAAGGACCAGAAGGAGCUGCUCGAGCACAACCUGAAGAACUACUCCACGGUCACGGUCGGCGACACCAUCACCGUCGCCGAGGGGGCCAAGCGCUACCUGCUCGACGUCGUCGAGGCCAAGCCCGCCGACGCCGUCUCCACCCUCGACACCGACUGCGAGGUCGACUUCGCGACGCCGCUCGACUACGUGCAGCCGCCGGUUGCUCCCGCGCCCAUGAAGGUCGCCGCCGCCCCAUGCCAAGACUGCGGCGAGCGGCGGUUCGUUGGCGUCGGGAUAAGGAUGGACGGCAAGCCCGUGGAGCAGACCCCGCCCCCUGCGCCGACGCCGGCGGUGGGAUCUUCGGGCAAGGGGAAGAGUGCUAGUGAGAAUGUGCUUCGGUUCUUCGGCGGCCGCUCGGUGGCGGUGCCACCCCGCGGCGCCAAGUCGGCGAAGAAGGUGGACGGCGAGGAGGACAAGGAUGCCAAACGGUUCGCCGGCCAGAAGUAUACCCUCUAG
Molecule: messenger RNA, 918 nt
Organism: Triticum turgidum subsp. durum (durum wheat)
Lineage: Eukaryota; Viridiplantae; Streptophyta; Magnoliopsida; Poales; Poaceae
Source: the annotation of a GenBank genome assembly